AUGUCUCGCAAAAUCAUAUUGAUCACUGGAAUCAACGGAUACUUGGCCUCAAAUACUGGCACGGCUGUGUUACAAGCAGGCCAUAUUCUACGUGGCACAUGUCGUUCCCGUGAGAGGGUAACAGCUUUGCUGGAAGGGCCAUGGAAGGAAUAUGAAUCCCAAAUCGAAAUCGCUGUUGUGCCAGACAUAAGUGACGUGGAUGCGUUCGACGAAGCUGUCAAAGGGGUAUCUGCCAUCAUUCAUAUGGCCGCGCCAGUCAUCAGUCCCGCAAUCACCAAGGCUUCGACUCAGUUGAUCGAACCUACAAUUGCCGGAACACGAAACUUGCUCAAUUCGGCUAUCAAGUAUGCUGGCAACCAACUGGAGAUAUUUGUCUUCACUUCAUCCGCAGCAGCUUGCAUUAAGCCCGGCGCUCAACCCCCGCACGUCUAUAAUGACGAUAGCUGGAAUAUCAUCCACCCGGCAAUCGUGGAGAAGGAGGGCGACAACGUGUCUAUCUUCACUUCCUACCCGGUCGCGAAGAUCAAGGCAGAGAAGUAUGUUUGGUCUCUUUACGAAAGCAAGGUACAAUUUGCCAUUGCUUCUAUUUGUGGAUCUAUCGCGACCGGUCCGCCAAUUGUUCUCCCAGAAUCUGAAAAUGAGAUUCCAUCGACCUGCAAGUCCAUCCUGAAUGCUCUCCGAGGGCUGGAAUUGCCUGGGCCUCAGGACCACAUUGCCAAAAUUGCCGGAGCCGCCCCAUACUCGGAUAUCCGCGAUAUCGCCAAAAUCUACCUAUGGUGCACCGAGAACCCUAAACUGGCAGACGGGCAGCGAUAUUUGGUUGUCGCGGGGCAUGGGCCCCAGAAGGCAAUCUAUGAUAUUCUCAAAGAAGCCUAUCCAGACCGCGCGCAUAUCAUCCCCGAUGGGGACACAGCUUUCCGCUAUAACAAGGACUGGACCUUUGAUGAGAAUGGGGUCCGAUUUGACUCUAGCAAGGUACAGAAGCAUGUCGGAUUGACUUUCAAGACGUACAAAGAGACGAUUCUGGAUACUGCGGAGGCUUUGGCCCCAUAUUGGAAGUAA
Messenger RNA from Penicillium longicatenatum, 1062 nucleotides. RefSeq names its product NAD(P)-binding protein. Bases 1 to 1062 code for a protein of 353 amino acids. The record is from RefSeq and is a predicted model, not a curated record. The transcript is spliced from 3 exons. Gene Ontology annotation, molecular function: oxidoreductase activity, acting on the CH-OH group of donors, NAD or NADP as acceptor. NCBI's taxonomy places the organism in Eukaryota, Fungi, Ascomycota, Eurotiomycetes, Eurotiales, Aspergillaceae.